This is a messenger RNA of Penicillium cinerascens, 2661 nucleotides long. Its product is annotated as heavy metal translocating P-type ATPase. Gene Ontology annotation, cellular component: membrane. Gene Ontology annotation, biological process: monoatomic cation transport; copper ion homeostasis. The transcript is spliced from 6 exons. The record is from RefSeq and is a predicted model, not a curated record. Gene Ontology annotation, molecular function: ATP hydrolysis activity; copper ion binding; P-type divalent copper transporter activity. Lineage: Eukaryota; Fungi; Ascomycota; Eurotiomycetes; Eurotiales; Aspergillaceae. Bases 1 to 2661 code for a protein of 886 amino acids.
AUGAUCGCGUUCAUCAUCAACAGCUGCGAGGCCCUCGACAUCAACCUGAAUCUUCAAUAUAAUGAAUCUGUACAGCAUGGAGACGACCGGGAUAAAAUCCCACAUCAAAAGAAGCAAGAUGCGACCGCGACACCGGGGAUGACUAUUAUUUCGGUAUCUGGCAUGACAUGCGGAGCAUGCACAGUCGUUAUUGAGAAUGCUCUUCGCGAGAUCGAGGGCGUUGAGAAGGUGACGGUGUCUUUAUCACUUCAAGAAGCUCGCGUGUUUCAAAACAACGAGAUAAAACACGCGAAAUUAAUCGAUGCCGUGGAACAAGCUGGAUACGACGCAAGCGUUGGCGAGAGAUCCUCCGAGAAGAAGAUUGCAACUCUCAGGCACACCGAAGAGCUUCAAGUACUUCGUUCGUCACUCCGGGGUCUGGUCUUUGUAUCAACAGUUGUCUUCUGUCUCGGGUACGGAGUGGACUUGACUUUCAAGUCAUUCUCAUUCCAUCACCCGGCUUUGCCAUUCAUGCGAUCCGUGUUUCUCUUUGGAGUGACUACUUUUGGUGUGUGGAGCCACGGCGAUUGGAUCUUUCAAAAGGCAUGUAAUGGUGCUGCCAAAGGACAACUCAAUAUGCACACUCUCAUCAGCGCGUCUACAAUCGUCGGGCUUUCAAUGGCCAUAUGGGACCUCUCGCGGGGUAUCCAAGCCCGAUAUCUCGAUUCAAUUAUUGGGGUACUCCUGAUAAUCACUGUCGGGAGAUAUAUGGAUCUUCUCUCCCGCCGUCGAGCAACAGAUACAUUCAUUGGCCUAUAUUACCUCAUGGAUGAGACGUCCUCAGCAAGACUAGCCUGGUUUGAUAAACCAGUUCCAACAUCUGCCCUUCGACCUGGAGACGAAAUCAUUAUCGAGCCUUUCUCCGUGGUUCCAUGCGAUGGAUACGUAGUAGAGGGAAUCUCAAACGUCAACGAAGCCAUUCUCACCGGUGAAUGUCUACCGAAGUUUAAGACCGUCGGUGACCUUCUGAUUGCUGGUUCGCGAAAUGGAUCCGGAGAGCUGAAGCUCUGUGUUCAGCAAAAUGGCAAGGAGUCAUUCCUUUCACAACUCAUAGGCAGCAUUGAGUCUUCGUUGGCAUCGAAGGCAUCCACCCAGCAGCGGGUUGAGUUCGCCACACAAAACUUUGUCGCCGUUGUUUUCACCAUCGCAAUUACUGCUGCAGCCUAUGAGAUUUACGUGAGUCGUGACAAUCUGAGCGCAGGGCUAAACGCAGCAGGGGAGAGAUUGAUGGCAGUUCUAGCCGCUGCUUGCCCCUGUGCGUUAGGCCUUUCUACCCCAUGUGCAGUUAUGGCUGGUAUUGAUGUGGCCUGGAAAAAAGGUAUCCUCAUGCUUGCUGGCGCCGAAACAAUGGAGACUGUGCAAAGUAUCACUCAUGUCCUUCUUGACAAGACUGGGACCUUGACCCAGGGUACUCCACAGGUGACUGAAAUGGCAAUUAACAGCCACUGGAAGAAUGUGGAAGCAGAUCUAGCGGUGCUAAUCUGCGCGACAGAGGAGCAGAGCCUGGCAGUGCAUCCGCUUGCUUCGGCCAUUUUCAAGAAACUCUUGCCGCUCUGUAGGGAAAAAUGGGGGCACUAUCAAGCAUCCGGUGAUGUGAAACAUUGGAAGGAAACCGGUGGCCUGGGGCUGAGGUGUGAGGUCAACAGUGGUCUAGGAAUAUGGAAGGAUAUUUGUGUUGGAAGCCUUCAGUUCAUGAAGGAUAAUUCCAUCACUGGAUUGGGUUCGGCCUCUCAAUGCAUUGAUGAGCAGGGCUCACUCGUGUUUGUUUCGGUAGAUGGAGAUCUUGCUGCAUCAAUUAUCCUACAGGAUACAGUUCGACACGACGCAAAGGAAACAGUACUUGCGCUUCAAGAGCGUGGUCUUCACGUCAGCCUCCUUACUGGUGAUCAUGAUGCAGAAGCAUCUCGAGUUUCCGCAGAGCUAGGAAUCCCCGUCGCGGCAUCUUGUGCCACACCGGACAUGAAGUUGGACUACUUGAAGAAAUUACAAGAUGAAGGGCAUAAAUUUAUGAUGGUCGGCGAUGGAAUCAAUGACGGACCAAGCCUGGCUGCUGCUGAAGUCGGCGUGAUGAUGGCACACGGCAGGCGAUGUUUUACGACUGGAGGAAGUGUGCUCAUCUUUCAGUCGCAACUGAGCUCUCUUUUAACCUUUCUGGAUAUCUCUCAGAGCACCAUGGCGCAGGUAUCGCGGAAUAUACGGUGGGCGUUGAUCUACAACAUGGUCACUAUUGCACUUGCAGUCGGCUUGGGAAGCCCAUUCAACCUCAAUAUCACUCCGCCCGUUGCUGCUGCUAUGAUGUCGGCAUCUUCGAUCUUUAUUACGGCCCAGAGUCUGCUGUUGCGAGCACGACUCUCUCAAGAUAAGCGCCAUGACCCCGGAGCUAAUGAGCUCGGCACAUUGCGCAAAGUCGCCCGGCUCAUCCGGGUCAUCCGCUCCCGUGCCCACCAUGUCUUCCCAAGGUUCACGAUAUCAGCCCACCCCAGCUUCGAGAUGAUACACUUUCCGGGCUCUGGGGAUUCCACAACCACGGGGACGGGCCGCAUUUUUACAAAUGGUGGUCCGGCCCCGUCUUCUACCCCGCUGGGAGGCGCUUUCAUUCACAUUCUUGCCAUAUCCUCUUGA